Panonychus citri (citrus red mite) is the source of this 1121-nucleotide messenger RNA. RefSeq names its product eukaryotic translation initiation factor 3 subunit G-like. The transcript has a single exon. Bases 124 to 1032 code for a protein of 302 amino acids. Gene Ontology annotation, molecular function: translation initiation factor activity; RNA binding. The record is from RefSeq and is a predicted model, not a curated record. Lineage: Eukaryota; Metazoa; Arthropoda; Arachnida; Trombidiformes; Tetranychidae. Gene Ontology annotation, cellular component: cytoplasm; eukaryotic translation initiation factor 3 complex.
CGAUCGAAGUGACUAAUUUCUUAAAUUCGGUUAAUUGUGAUUCCAUUUCUGGUGCUUUCUCUAAUUGUUUCUUUAAUUUUUAAUCACUAAUUUAUUUUUUUCCGUUGAUCUCAAUCAGAAUCCAUGGAGAAUAAACUUGUAAUAACCAACUGGGCUCACGAUUCAGGGGACGAAGAUGAAUAUGAUAUUUAUCGAGAUGUUUAUUCCCAAGCCCCUUUACCGGUUUCUACUUUCCAGAUUGAUGGUAAUACAAAGAUUGUGACAUCUUAUAAAAGCGAGGAGGGUAAAAGGUUCAAGAUUAUCUCUUAUUAUAAGAUUGAACGGUUAAAGGUUUCUAAGGCUGUGGCUUUAAGGAAAAAGUGGAAAAAGUAUGGACUCGCAAGGAAUGAUGAACCAGGACCCAAUCCAUCAAAUACCGUUUGCUGUGAGGAUGUUGCUAUGCAUUUUAUUAACAGUAAGGAUGAGGAUAAUUUGGAUAAAGAUGAUAUUUUACAAACUAUGGGUAAUAAGAAUGUGGUUAAAUGUAGAUAUUGUGAGAUGGAUCAUUGGACUCUUAAAUGUCCUUAUAGAGAGAAAUUUGAAUCAAAGGAAAAAGAUGGUGGUUCAAAUGUUAAUGGAUCAUCAGGUGGAACAGUUCAAUCUAAUACCAUGGAAACGUCAGGGUCAAGAUUUGGUGAGGAUAAGAAAACCGGUGGUAAAUAUGUUCCUCCAGGUCUACGUGAAGGUGGUCAAAAGCCAGGAGCUGAUCCUUUAAACAACCAGCGAUCAAAAGAUGAUGCCAAUACAAUUCGAGUUACUAAUUUACCCGAAGAGAUACAAGAUAGUGAUAUAAGAGAACUGUUUCAACCGUUUGGUAAAAUUUGGAGAAUAUUUUUAGCCAAAGACAAAUAUACUGGACAAUCUAAAGGAUUCGCUUUUGUUAGCUAUGAGAAGAAAGAAGAUGCUACCAAAGCGAUCGCACAUGUGAACGGCUUUGGUUACGCUAAUUUAAUCUUGAACGUCGAAUGGGCCAAACCAUCGGCUAACAAUUAAUCCUUUGGGCACUUUGGAUCUUCUUUUUUUUUUUUUCUUCUUUUUCUUUUCCUUUAUUCCAUUUUUCUAUUGUUAAUUUUCACAUACCC